This is a messenger RNA of Thlaspi arvense, 743 nucleotides long. NCBI's taxonomy places the organism in Eukaryota, Viridiplantae, Streptophyta, Magnoliopsida, Brassicales, Brassicaceae. The record is from the annotation of a GenBank genome assembly.
CUUGACAUAAAUAAUCACAUGAAGUUGAGUAGGAAGUUUCCUCCAAAUCUGCCCCGGGUUCUCGCUCCUCCUAACCCUCCUGAGCCUCCCGAUCCACCAGAUCCGCUGGAUCAACAAUCUACCCUUUUUGCCUCAAAAGGAUCUUCAGGGAAUGAGAUUUGCAAGAGUUUUGGCAAUUGGGAGGAUGAAUUCAAUGACUCCCUCCAUUAUCCUAUUGUUGAAUGUCUUUGGAACCUCACUAUGCUUCGGUCCAAGCUCAAUGAAGACUCCCAAUCAUCUCCUCAGCUGCUGUUUCAAGAAGUCCUACCAGGUUUUGCAGGUCUUAUCAUGCUAUUAUUGUUAACGGACAUGGAUGUCUUAAUUAUCUCCCUUGUGUUGGGAAUGGAUUUGAAUGAGAUAGCAGGCUUUCUACUUUAUGUACAAAGCCUUGUUAUUCUUCUCUUUUCCAUCUAUCGUUAUUUUACCUUUACACUUUGUGUUGCAAUUUUGCUAGCUAUGCUCUUUAAAUUUCUUUGCUGCAUUUCACUUUUUAGCACUAUUGGUGUCGAGUUUAGAAGACUGCUCUAUGCCUCUAGUGGUUUAAGUGUCUCGUUUGCUCCUAUGUUUUAUAUGUUAGCUCUGCGAUUUGCUGUUGUUGCAUCGGAUUUCUUAUUUUUAGCCAGUUUGGCUUGCAUUUUGUAAAUAUUUUCUCCAUUGUUGGAGAUUAAGUAUGCUAUAAAAUGCUUUUGUUGACCAAAAAAAAA